AUGUUGUUGGCAACACGAAUCUCCGUCACCAGCUCAAUUCACUCACUCCUAAAGCGCACUCCACGUUCCCUUUCGUCUCCCAAACAAUCCCUGAGCAAAUCCAGUGCCUGUCAACUCUGGUCCUCUUCUUUCUCCUUCUGCACUCGUAGCCUCCAUAAGUCCACCUCUACCGCCCCUUCACUCUCUUACUCUUGCUCUUCUCUCUCUGCCCCAUCGAUGGCGGCCGCUGCUGCUGUCGACCCACCACCCAUCGGUGUCAACCCUCUUUUACAAGACUUUGAAUUCCCCCCGUUCGAUGUCGUCGAGGCCAAGCACGUCUGCCCCGGGAUCCGUGCCAUCUUGAAGAAGCUUGAGGAGGAUUUGGUAGAAUUGGAGCGCAGAGUGGAGCCUUCAUGGCCGAAGUUGGUUGAGCCAUUGGAGAAGAUUGUAGACCGGUUGUCUCUGGUCUGGGGGAUUGUUAAUCAUCUCAAGAGUGUAAAGGAUUCUCCUGAGCUCCGUUCUGCCAUUGAAGAAGUUCAGCCCGAGAAAGUUAAAUUUCAGCUGAGAUUGGGACAAAGUAAACCAAUUUACAAUGCGUUUAAAACUAUCCAAGAAUCUCCUGAUUGGCAGUCACUGAACGAUGCUCGUAAACGUAUUGUGGAGGCCCAAAUAAAGGAAGCGAUUCUUAAUGGUGUUUCUCUCGAAGAUGAUAAAAGGGACCAAUUUAACAAAAUCGAACAGGAAUUGAAAAGAUUAUCUCAAAAAUUUGAGGAGAAUGUUUUGGAUGCCACAAAGAAGUUCGAAAAAUUAAUUACAGAUAAGAAAGAAAUUGAAGGAUUGCCCGCAACUGCACUUGGAUUGGCUGCACAAAAGGCAGUGUCUAAGGGUUAUGAAAAUGCUACUGCUGAGAAUGGGCCUUGGAUAAUAACAUUGGAUGCUCCUAGUUUUAUGUCUGUUAUGCAACAUGCUCGAAAUCGGUCUUUGCGUGAAGAAGUAUACCGUGCUUAUGUAGCUCGUGCAUCUAGCGGAGAUUUGGAUAAUACAGUGAUAAUUGAACAGAUUUUGAAGCUUAGGUUGGAAAAGGCUAAGCUUCUAAAUUACAAUAAUUAUGCUGAGGUAAGCAUGGCAACUAAAAUGGCUACGGUUGAAAAGGCAGAAGAGCUUCUGGAAAAACUUCGUACUGCUUCCUGGAAUGCUGCAGUUCAAGAUAUGGAUGACAUAAAAAAUUUCUCCAAGAAUCAGGGUGCAGUAGAAGCUGACAAUUUGAACCAUUGGGACAUAAACUUUUGGAGUGAAAGGCUUCGCGAGUCAAAGUUUGACAUCAAUGAGGAAGAACUACGUCCUUUUUUCUCCUUGCCAAAGGUUAUGCAUGGCCUUUUUAACCUUGCAAACAAAUUGUUUGGAAUUGAUAUCGAGCCAGCUGACGGUCUAGCUCCGGUUUGGAACAAUGAUGUUAGAUUCUAUCGGGUCAAAGACUCUUCAGGUAGUCCUAUUGCAUACUUCUAUUUUGAUCCGUAUGCUCGACCAUCUGAGAAAAGAGGAGGUGCAUGGAUGGAUGAGGUUGUUGGUCGAAGUAGUGUGUUAGCACGUGAUGGUGCCUCUGCAAGGUUGCCUGUUGCCCACAUGGUGUGCAAUCAAACACCUCCAGUGGGGAAAAAACCAAGCCUAAUGACUUUCCGUGAGGUUGAGACUGUCUUCCAUGAAUUUGGUCAUGCGCUUCAGCAUAUGCUGACCAAACAAGAUGAGGGUCUAGUUUCUGGUAUCCGGGGGAUAGAGUGGGAUGCUGUUGAGUUACCUUCUCAGUUCAUGGAAAACUGGUGUUACCACAGGGAUACUUUGAUGAGCAUUGCAAAGCAUUAUGAAACUGGGGAGAGUCUUCCUGAAGAAGUAUAUUUAAAGCUCCUUGCGGCUAGGACUUUUCGUGCUGGCUCACUAAGUCUUCGUCAGAUAAGGUUUGCAAGCUUGGAUUUGGAGCUGCAUACAAAGUAUGUUCCUGGUGGGACAGAAUCCAUAUACGAUGUUGAUCAGAGGGUCUCUGAACGAACUCAAGUGAUCCCUCCGCUAGCUGAAGACAGGUUCCUUUGCGGUUUCACCCAUAUAUUUGCAGGAGGAUAUGCAGCUGGAUACUACAGUUACAAGUGGGCUGAGGUGUUGUCAGCAGAUGCCUUCUCUUCAUUUGAGGAUGCUGGACUGGAGGACAGCAAGGCUGUGAAAGAAACAGGGAACAAAUUCCGGGAGACUAUCCUUGCGCUUGGAGGUGGCAAAGCACCUCUAGAGGUAUUUGUAGAAUUCCGUGGACGCGAACCAUCACCAGAGGCACUGCUCAGGCACAACGGACUAUCGCCGGUCUCGGCCUCUGCAUGACAUUGUUGUCAGAAACAACAUGAAGGCUUGAUUUUGUUUGAUCUUUCUACACCACACCACCCCAAAGGAAAUUCCCAGCAUUAAAUUCUGGAGCCAUUGCCUCUCCCAACUGGGAUGAUAUUGAUUGUAAAGGCUGAAAUGAAUUGCCAAUUCAUGUUUCUUAGUUAAAUAUCAAUAUCAUGGACGUUAUUUUCUUGUUUCA
Messenger RNA from Juglans regia (Persian walnut), 2545 nucleotides. RefSeq names its product probable cytosolic oligopeptidase A. The coding region runs from base 1 to 2343 and encodes 780 amino acids. Gene Ontology annotation, cellular component: chloroplast. Gene Ontology annotation, biological process: peptide metabolic process; proteolysis. The transcript is spliced from 17 exons. The record is from RefSeq and is a predicted model, not a curated record. NCBI's taxonomy places the organism in Eukaryota, Viridiplantae, Streptophyta, Magnoliopsida, Fagales, Juglandaceae. Gene Ontology annotation, molecular function: metalloendopeptidase activity.